Messenger RNA from Physcomitrium patens, 1350 nucleotides. Its product is annotated as flowering-promoting factor 1. The record is from RefSeq and is a predicted model, not a curated record. Lineage: Eukaryota; Viridiplantae; Streptophyta; Bryopsida; Funariales; Funariaceae. Gene Ontology annotation, biological process: regulation of flower development.
GACUAGUCCUGCUCCAGUUUUCGAUCUCUUCGUGAGGAAAGUUGCGAUCGCUUUGGGGUCGAUCUGGGGUGCGCAAUUGGGCUGUGCCGGCCCUUUCGAUCGAACGGAAUGAAUUUUCGCAUGUUUUGUGCUUCCUUUUUAUUCUUAUUUUUUAUUUUUUCCAGCGACAUUCUUCCUUUUAGAUGAUUGAGAAGUCGCAAGUUACUACAUGGGAAUUGUCAUUGUCCUGGUGUUUUUUGGAUCUCACUUCCCUCUCAUGCCAAGUUUGAAUCCGUUCUCUUUGUCGACGCCGUCAUUGAAGGUUUAAAGUGAGAUCUUUUACAAUAUAGAUGCUAUGCAGAAGUCUAAUGCUUUCUGGAUACAAUAUUAAGAGGAAGAAUUCACAAUUCCAUCAGUCUGCUUUAACUGUAGUCACCUGAGAAACGAUUUUUGUGGUUGAUGGGUUUUCAGAGAUAGUGAGUUAACUAACAGAACCUUACUUGGACAGAUUUAAGAUGUUUGUGACAUUCUCUGAGUUCUACCUGCUUUCAGUGUCUUAAAUUCUAAAUUGAAGUGAGCUUAGAGUUUUGCUCCGAAUCGGAUACUUUUGAUCUGUUGUUUGGAGUCACUAUUCUUUACAACGUUAUCUCCAUGACGCUUUCCAAUAGUGCAGCCCCACCUAUGCAGAUAUCCGUAACUUAUAGAGAAUAUUUAUGAGAUGCCAUGUAUGAAAUGUUGUUUGUUUAAGCUUCCAGUGGCAACUUGUUUUCGCGGAUGUGAAUUGCAUGUGCAGAAAGGAUCAAAGACUGCAGCAUACCAGAUACGACUGUAUCAAAUGGGGGGAGUGUGGAUAUUCAAGGACGGAUUUACACAACUCGUUGAAAAUCCACUUGCGGAACCACUGGAUGGCAGGAACAUGACUGGAGUUCGGCGCAAAGUGCUUGUCCAUGUGGCAACAAAUGAGUCAAUUAUAAACUACGAUCAGCUUGAGCAGAAACUGAGAGAGAAGGGGUGGACUCGAUAUUAUGCUGGUGACCCCAACCUGCGACAGUACCAUAAAAGCGAUUGUACCAACGAUCUCAUUUCCUUGCCUAAAUCAUUCGCUUACAUUAGAACCAUGCACAUGUAUGAUAUUGUGGUCAAGGUCCCAAAUACCUUCGUUGUUCGAGAUUCCUGAGUGGCAAAAAUUAUUAGUCAGGAUCAGCCGUACGCUAGAAGAGUUCCAGAGAGGGGGAAAAUGUUGAAAGUCUAGGUAAAGAUAUAUUUGGAAUCCGGUACCAUGAACAGUUCUUAAUACGAUCUACCUUUCUUAAUCCAGUUUCUGGCAUUUGAUCAAGUUGGAGACUAUCAGUGUGGUAGUAAUUGGCACAA